UGCGGUCUCAGAGGCUCUCCACACGCUUCCAGCGAGACACAAAAGGAGACUUUAGCUCAAGAUGUCACCUGGAGAAAACCUGCAGCAGCCCAGCACGAUAUGAAGAUUGUGUGUUACAAGUUACAUUUGAUUUGUAGAGUCGCAGAAAUCCUUCCAGAGAGAUAGCUCCUCGACUCCUUUCUUUUAUCCACUUAAACAAAGCGUCAGCUAGAGUUUUUCAAACAACGACUACAAAAGGACUACUGAACUCCACACUGAUCAUCUGUAAAGGCGAACUUUGUCACCAUGACUUCCGAAAAGAAAGUUGAAGACGAGGCAGUCUUGGACAGAGGAGCGUCCUGUGUCAAACAUGUCUGCGAUGAACAGGAAGUGGAGGGUCACCACACUGUGUACAUUGGUGUGCAUGUUCCCAAGAGCUACCACCGCAGGAGACGCCACAGACGCAAGUCCAGCCACAAGGAGAGGCGGGACCGGGCCGAGCACGGCACGGAGGGGUCCAAGUCGGACGGGGACAACGCAGACGAAUCCCCUCCAAGCAUCCUCAAACCCCUCAUUUCUCCGGCUGACAGGAUCAGGUUUAUCCUGGGAGAGGAAGACGAUGGCCCCCCUCCUCCUCAGCUUUUCACAGAGCUGGACGAGCUCCUGUCUGUGGACGGGCAGGAGAUGGAGUGGAAGGAAACAGCCAGAUGGAUCAAGUUUGAGGAGAAGGUGGAGAAGGGUGGUGAGCGGUGGAGUAAGCCUCAUGUGGCCACGCUGUCCCUACACAGCCUGAUGGAGCUCAAAACAUGCAUCGAGAAGGGCACCAUCAUGCUGGACCUGGAGGCCUCCACGCUGCCGCAGAUUGUCGAGAUGAUCAUCGACAGCCAGAUUGAGACCGGUCAGCUGAAGUCCGACCAGAAGGAGAAGGUCGUGUACACGCUGCUACGAAAGCAUCGCCACCAGACCAAGAAGUCCAACCUGCGCUCCCUCGCUGACAUUGGCAAGAGUGUUUCCAGUGCAAGUAGACUGUUCAGCAACCAGGAGAACGGUAGCCCAACCACUGCCCACAGAAACCUCACCUCCAACAGCCUGAGUGACUUCUCCGACAAACCAGAGAAGGAUCAGCUGAAGAAUAAGUUCAUGAAGAAGUUGCCCCCUGAUGCAGAGGCAUCAAACGUGCUGGUUGGAGAGGUGGACUUCCUGGAAGCCCCCUUAGUGGCAUUUGUUCGCCUGCAGCAGGCCGUCAUGCUGGGGUCUCUGACCGAGGUCCCUGUGCCCACCAGAUUUCUCUUUAUCCUGCUGGGCCCCAAAGGUAAAGCGAAGUCCUAUCAUGAAAUUGGAAGAGCCAUCGCCACCCUGAUGUCAGAUGAGGUGUUCCAUGAUAUUGCCUACAAAGCAAAGGACAGGGAGGACCUGCUGGCAGGUAUCGAGGAGUUCCUGGACGAGGUGAUCGUGCUGCCCCCCGGAGAGUGGGACCCCGACAUCAGGAUAGAGCCCCCCAAGUCUCUGCCCUCCGCAGACAAGAGGAAAAACAUGUAUUCUGGACAAGAGGCGCCUCAGAUGAACGGUGACACUCCCCAUGAUGCAGGACAUGGAGGAGGAGGAGGAGGAGGAGGACACGCGGUUGGAGAGGAGCUUCAGCGCACAAAAAAGUUUUGUGGAGGUCUCAUCCUGGAUAUCAAGCGGAAGCUGCCAUUUUUCGCCAGUGACUUCUACGAUGCACUCCAUAUCCAGUCUCUGUCGGCCAUAUUGUUCAUCUAUCUAGGCACAGUCACCAAUGCGAUCACAUUUGGAGGCUUGCUUGGUGAUGCAACAGAAAACAUGCAGGGAGUAUUGGAGAGUUUCCUGGGCACAGCGCUGACAGGAAUAGUGUUCUGUCUGCUGGCCGGGCAGCCGCUCACCAUUCUCAGCUCCACAGGCCCAGUGCUGGUCUUUGAGAGACUUCUCUUCAGUUUCAGCAAAGACAACGAGUUGGACUACCUAGAGUUCCGGCUGUGGAUCGGGCUGUGGUCGGGGGUAUUCUGUCUGGUGCUGGUCGCCACGGACGCCAGUUUCCUGGUGCAGUACUUCACACGAUUCACAGAGGAAGGCUUCUCCUCGCUCAUCAGCUUCAUCUUCAUCUACGAUGCUUUCAAAAAGAUGUUGAAGCUGGCCCACCACAACCAGAUUAACUCCGGCUACGAUCCCAACCUCGUCACCAUCUACGACUGCAGCUGCAUGCCUGGCAACUCAUCAGAUGUCCAUGAUCUCUCUCCAUGGUCAAACAGUACUGAUAUGCAAAUGAAUGCCACAUGGGCAUCCCUGAACAUGGAGCAGUGUCUGAAGUUCGGAGGGCAGCUGGUCGGAAGCGCCUGUGGCUACGUGCCUGACAUCACCCUGAUGUCCUUCAUCCUGUUCUUUGGGACCUACGCCUGCUCCAUGGCUCUGAAGAAGUUUAAGUUCAGCCUCUUCUUCCCCACCACAGUGAGGAAGCUAAUCAGUGACUUCGCCAUCAUCCUGACUAUUCUUCUGUUCUGCGGCGUGGAUGCUCUUGUGGGUGUGAACACUCCAAAGCUCAUAGUGCCGAGUCAAUUCAAGCCCACGAGUCCACUGAGGGGCUGGUUUAUUCCUCCGUUUGGAGGGAACCCUUGGUGGGUUUACCUGGCAGCUACCAUCCCCGCCCUGCUGGUCACUAUUCUGAUAUUUAUGGACCAGCAGAUCACUGCUGUGAUUGUCAACAGGAAGGAGCACAAACUCAAGAAAGGGGCAGGCUAUCACUUGGAUCUGUUCUUGGUGGCGGUCCUGAUCAUUAUCUGCUCCUUCAUGGGCCUGCCGUGGUACGUGGCUGCGACCGUCAUCUCCAUCGCUCACAUCGACUCUCUGAAGAUGGAGACCCAGACGUCAGCCCCCGGGGAGCAGCCCAAAUUCCUGGGAGUCAGGGAGCAAAGAGUCACCGGUAUCAUUGUUUUCCUCCUGACGGGACUCUCUGUCUUCAUGGCCCCUAUCCUCAAGUUCAUUCCCAUGCCAGUGCUCUACGGUGUGUUCCUCUACAUGGGGGUGGCCUCGCUCAACGGUGUCCAGUUCAUGGACCGGCUGCAGCUGCUGCUGAUGCCGGCCAAGCACCAGCCGGACCUGAUCUACCUGCGCCACGUCCCCCAGAGACGCAUCCACCUCUUCACCUUCAUCCAGGGCCUGUGUCUGGCCCUCCUCUGGGUCCUCAAGUCCACCGUGGCUGCCAUCGUCUUCCCCGUCAUGAUCUUGGCGCUGGUUGCCGUUCGCAAGGCGAUGGACUACGUGUUCUCCCAGCACGACCUCAGCUACCUGGACGACGUCAUCCCAGAGAAAGACAAGAAGAAGAAGGAGGAUGAGAAGAAAAAGAAAAUCAAGAAGAAGGGAAGCAUAGACAGCGAAAUCGAAUUUCAGUCUGACUACCCCUACAAUGACAAUGUACCCAGUAUAAAAAUCUCCAUGGAUAUGAUGGAGGAGCAGGAACCCAUGUUGGGUGAUAAAUCUAUGGAUAGAGAUCAACCCCAGACUGUCCCUAACACGCAUUCGCCGUGCUGAUCCAUACUUUGACUCUUCCACAGUGGCAGAGUGAUCUGAGCAAAGAUUCAUACGAAAAAGGGUUGCCUCAGAUUGGUCUCUAAGGAAAGCACUUUCUCUUGGAGGAAGGGCUCUGAAUCAAAUCUGUGACUCAACUAUCCAGAGAUGCAGAACAACACGGCACACAUCCUCUUUUGCAAUAUUGAACCUCUUGUUUUUUUUCAAUAUUCCCUAUGCAAAUCAAAAUGGCUGGAAGUAUUUGUCUUCAAAUUGACACAGGAUACAUUAGUGGAUUCCUGCUCUGCAUGCAUUCUUGCAGGAAACAGGGCUACUCGAGGUCAUCUGUAUGCAUUUUUAAGUGGCUUUUAAAGAGUUUGUGAUGUCAGGGUUUUUUUUCCAGCACACAUUCAUAUCAUAUGAAUGUGUAUUAUAAUUGGUGUCCAACUAAGAUACAUUAUUUUUAUCCAAAGAUGUCCAAAAUUCACUACGUAUUUUUUUUUCUUUCAAAGAUUUCUUCCAAACAUAACCAGCUUUUCUGAAAGUACUUUUUUACGUUUUGAAUCAUAACCACUGGAACCUUAAGAGUGGAGGUACUGAAGUUUGAGGCAAGAAAAGAGGAUGGACAUAAGAAAUCUCCCUCUACUCACAGUGAACAAAAGGGCUACACGAGGUCAUCUGCGCACAGUCAUGAGCGUGAACAUACAUUUUGUAUUUAUGGGCGUAUAAAUUAUUUAUCAAGAGUCUAAGACUUUACAUUCACAAAAAACUCCCAGAAGUUCAUGCAAGAUUAUUUUUGUUCCAUUUUUGGUAAACGCUAACACCAGACAGACUUUGACUUCUGUUUCUGUCUAACUUUUCCUUUUUUUCCUCCUGUAUUUAUUAUAUUUAAACAGUUUGAACCUAUGGCUUUACUAUUUAACUCCCUCAUUUGUGCAAAUUCCACGAUAUUCCCCCUUGUCGUCUAUCCUCUGUCUUUUUCCCAGUUUUAGGGAGAUUUAGAUGUUAAUAUACCUGUAUUUAGCUCUACCUCUUAUGAUUUUGUAGGUGCCAGGUAUUAUAUAUUAAAUUAAUCUGUUUUGCAAUUAUUUGUGAUCAAACACUUUCGUUUUAACCGGCACUGAUUUAGAAUCUCUGAGUCUUCAGAUGACUCCCUUUUUGCUCUAUGACACUUAAGAUAUCGAUUUUUUUUGUUUGUCUUUUGACAAAUUAUGUAUAAUUUUUGCAGUGUUUUUAAGGGUAAUUCCACCAAAAUCUAAUUUUUCAUCCCUAAAAUAUUUUUUAAUUGUUCCAGUACUGAAGAAAGGGGGAAAAUGAUGACUGUAACCAUUUACACGCAUGACUGUGAACUCGCCCCGCAAAUAUUUUAGUUGAAUAUCCUUUUAAGAUGUGAUCAUAUUUAAAAGCUGUUCAAUGUGAUGCAUUUUCAAUCAUUGAGUACAUUUGUGUUUUGUUUUUUUAAAUGAUGUAAUGUGUUUUUAUUUUUUAAUGCAAAUCAACAAACAAUCACUGUGAGGUAAUGCAACGUUGUGACUUUCAGUCCUGGAAGAAAAAUUAGCUUUAUAUGAGGUAAAAAGUGUUUGUGCAACAGCUUUAUUUUAAAAUGGACAUUUUACUGAGAAUCUUUUAAUUUAUCAUUUACAGUUUUUCUGUGUUAUUCAAAUAACUGUGUGAAGUACACACUAAACUGAUUUAUGAUAUUAAUGCAUAUCUGAAUGUAAUGCAUCUGAAUAAUUUAUAAUGCAUAUAUUCCUUGAAGAAAAUCCCAAUCAGCACUGCUUCUAAUCUGAUUUGUGUGCAAAUAAGGGCUUUAAUGCUUUCACAAUAAUACACUGUCAAGAUGUGAAGCACAAGACUGUUACAAUAGCUAUGAACCAAAAACAUGGUCUUCCACUUUGUUCUGUGAUCUGUAUAUCUGGACUUUUUGACUUUCUGGUUGUGAUUCCACAAUGAAUGAUAUCUUUUUGAAUUCUGAAACAGAUUUUAUACAAUCAUCGUGUUUGCUUGAAAUCCAUAGGUUACUCUGAAGGAAGCAGACUUCUGUUUUUUUUUAAUGGAGUUGUGUUUCGAAUGAGCCCAAUAAAACUGUUCAAAUGAUUCUUAAA
Notothenia coriiceps (black rockcod) is the source of this 5603-nucleotide messenger RNA. RefSeq names its product electrogenic sodium bicarbonate cotransporter 1-like. Gene Ontology annotation, cellular component: basolateral plasma membrane; plasma membrane. Gene Ontology annotation, molecular function: solute:inorganic anion antiporter activity; monoatomic anion transmembrane transporter activity; sodium:bicarbonate symporter activity. Gene Ontology annotation, biological process: bicarbonate transport; regulation of intracellular pH; transmembrane transport. The coding region runs from base 286 to 3522 and encodes 1078 amino acids. NCBI's taxonomy places the organism in Eukaryota, Metazoa, Chordata, Actinopteri, Perciformes, Nototheniidae. The record is from RefSeq and is a predicted model, not a curated record. The transcript is spliced from 26 exons.